UAGGUUUUAGUGUACCCUCACUGGCCACUUCAUUAGGUACACCUUACCUUCACAGUCAAAUAACAACCAAAAUAAGAGCUGCAAAUAUUAAAAAUUAAACAAACCAUUAUUAGGUUGACCUUUAUGAUUCACUUAUGUGGUCUUGCAGCUCUUGGAUUGAUUGAUUGAUUGAUUUCAGGAUUAAAUGUGCCAAUUUAAACAAUCCAAAAAAAGUUUUAACAUGCAUGCGGUGCAUCCCAUUCUACAAGUGGUCAACUGGGCAUGUGCAGGUGUGUGUGUGUGUGUGUGUGUGUUGUGGGGGCGAGUUGUUCUUCUUCCUGGUCUCAGCCAAGACGAAGCAGAAGACCACCGCCAAGCAGCAGAUCAACAGCAGCACUCAUAACAGGCGACGAGAUGAAGAGUUUGCUUUGCCUCACCGUUCUAGUUUGUGCCUUUGUUUUCCACGUCAGCGAGGCCAGAGUCAUCCCAGAGGGAGUGCCGUAUGACGAAGCCCCCGCCGUCCCUUACUGGCCAUACUCCACCUCGGACUUCUGGAACUAUGUGGAGUAUUUCAGGUCCAUCGGGGCCUACAAGCACAUAGACGAGAUGGCGCGGGCCUUCUUCGCCCACCAGCACCUGGGCGACACGCUGGGCUACGACAGCAAUGCCGGACACGAGCACUGAGGGGCCACGAUGAGCCAGGAGACCCUGGAAGUUCCACAAAAGGCCAAACAUGCAGUUUGCAGUUUUAGUAGAACCAUACUUGUAGAUUAAGGUUAUGGUAGCAUUUUUUUUUUUUUAGGUUUGUAUGUUGCUUUCAUGCAAUGAACUUCAAAUAAAGCCACAAUUCUUCGA
This is a messenger RNA of Phyllopteryx taeniolatus (common seadragon), 834 nucleotides long. It is a transcript of the gene otos, whose product is annotated as otospiralin. Gene Ontology annotation, biological process: sensory perception of sound. The transcript has 4 exons. Bases 262 to 663 code for a protein of 133 amino acids. The record is from RefSeq and is a predicted model, not a curated record. Lineage: Eukaryota; Metazoa; Chordata; Actinopteri; Syngnathiformes; Syngnathidae.